Sphaerodactylus townsendi is the source of this 1677-nucleotide messenger RNA. RefSeq names its product interleukin 18 receptor 1 (gene IL18R1). The coding region runs from base 1 to 1677 and encodes 558 amino acids. Gene Ontology annotation, molecular function: interleukin-18 binding; interleukin-1 receptor activity; interleukin-18 receptor activity. The transcript has 10 exons. Gene Ontology annotation, biological process: positive regulation of type II interferon production; interleukin-18-mediated signaling pathway. The record is from RefSeq and is a predicted model, not a curated record. NCBI's taxonomy places the organism in Eukaryota, Metazoa, Chordata, Lepidosauria, Squamata, Sphaerodactylidae.
AUGUAUUUUGGAAGUCUGCCCAUUUUGCUACUGCUGUGCCUUGGGAUUUUCAGCUCAGGUGAAAGUUGUUCAAUCCGCUCUUCCAUUAACAUACUUGAAGAAGAAUAUUUCUCAGAUUGUUGUCCUCUUGGAAAGCAAGCUAAAGGAUAUGAUUUAACCUGGUAUAGAGAAAAAGAAGGAAAACGGACAUUAAUUCAACAAGGAGAGAGACUAGUUUUGAACGGAACUUCUUUGCAAUUUUGGCCUGCUAUACUAGAUGACACUGGGAAGUACAUUUGCAGUCUCAGUAAUGGAACAUACAGUGUCAACCAUUCCUGGGACUUAAAUGUGCUCCCCAAAGAUAAAGGAAGUUGUUUUACUGCAGAGCAUGUGGAAUCUGGUUUGCCUAAAAUAGCUGGAAGAAGUUUUCGGUUUUCAUGCAGGGCUGAGCAUUAUGAUGGAAAGAUUGUCAAGAAAACGUGGUAUAAGAACUGCCGUUUCGAAAAAGAGGAGACAUUGUAUAUCCAACAACUAACGUCUGAGGAUUCUGGGAACUAUACAUGUGUGGUGUCCUAUCUUCAUGCAGGAAAGAUAUACAAUGCCACAAGCACAAUAAAAGUACAAGUGAUAGAAGAAGCUGCUGAGUAUACAAAGCCAACGAUAGUAGGACCUGACUAUGAAGAAGUCGAAAUAGAAAUCGGUAAAGAGAAGAUGAUCAACUGCACAGCUUUGUUAGGUUACUCUAACAAUUCAAAAAUUUCACUUUAUUGGCUACACAACAAUGAAUGGUUAAAUAAGUGUGAGGAUGCCACAGAGAGUGGGUCUCCAUGUGAAAUGGAAAACUAUGAGUAUUACGAAGAAGGCAAAUUCUUUGUCUUGAAUCAAUUGUGGAUUAAACAUUUUCAAGAAAAAGAUGUCAACACUGUAUACAACUGCACUUUAUCAGCUUCAAAUGCUGAAACAAAAACAUUUAUGCUGAAGAAAGGUAAACCUUCAGAUCUCUCGCCACGUACUUUUACUACUGGAAUGAUUGCAGCAAUACUGUGUUCCCUUGUUGCCUUUGUCAUGAUGGUUCUGUGUAUUGUAUUCAAAGUUGACCUUGUUUUACUGUACAGGGAUUUAGCAGCUAAAGAUGAAACUCUAGAAGAUGGAAAAACCUAUGAUGCUUUCGUGUCUUACCUGAAAGACUGUAUACCACUAUGUGGUGAAGAGAGAGAGUUUGCUCUGGAUAUAUUGCCACAAAUAUUAGAAGAGCAUUUUGGAUAUAAAUUGUGUAUCUUUGAAAGAGAUGUUUCUCCUGGAGGAGCUAUUGUUGAUGAUGUCCAAUCAUUUAUUGACAAAAGUCGAAGAUUAAUUGUUAUACUGAGCAAGAAUUACAUCUCUGACAAAGUCAUGUUUGAGCUUGAAACUGGAUUGCAUAAGGCCUUAGUUGAAAGAAAGAUCAAAGUAAUAUUGAUAGAAUACAUGCCUGUAAGUGAUUUUAAGUUCUUGCCUGAUUCUUUGGAGCUUCUUUCAUCCAGCCAGAGGGUAAAAUGGAAAGAAAAUAAGUCUAUCCCAUUAAACUCCAGAUUUUGGAAGAAACUCCGCUAUGCGAUGCCUGCAAAAUCUUCCUCGAUGAGUACAUUACCUUAUUUUCAUAGAAUGCAUCCUAGAACAAAAUUGGUUCAAUUUGUACCUCAUCCAAACUGGGUUUCCUGA